Molecule: messenger RNA, 1714 nt
Organism: Colias croceus (clouded yellow)
Lineage: Eukaryota; Metazoa; Arthropoda; Insecta; Lepidoptera; Pieridae
Product: juvenile hormone esterase-like
Exons: 3
Coding region: 2-1603 (533 amino acids)
Source: RefSeq, a predicted model, not a curated record
UAUGCUGAUGUUUCUGCUCACCACACUAUCAAGUGCGAGCAUUUUACGACCCCCGACAUUGCCAAUACAAGUGUCAGGUGGCCUCCUCAGAGGAUCCGUGGCUCUGGACAGGUCACAUCUCCGCUACACCGGGAUACCAUACGCAACAGCUGAAAGGUUUCAGGCUCCAAAGCCCGAUCCAAAAUGGAGUGGCACUUUCGAUGCAGUUAAUGAAAAUAAAAGAUGUCCACAGAACUUUACGAAUGCAUUUAUCAUAGGAGACGAGGACUGCCUGUACUUAAACGUUUACACACCUUUGAAAUCUGGGAAUAAACUUUACCCUGUUAUGGUAUUCAUUCACGGAGGUGGCUUCCAAGAUGGCUCCGGCUCGCCACUUAUUUAUGGACCGGAACAUUUAGUGAAACAUGAUGUUAUUUUAGUCACAUUUAACUACAGACUUGGCGUACUGGGAUUCCUUUGCUUGGGAAUAAAGGAAGCUGCUGGUAAUAUGGGUUUGAAGGAUCAAGUGGAAGCGCUUCGAUGGGUAAAGAAUAAUAUCAGAGCUUUUGGAGGAGAUCCUGAUAAUAUAACAUUAUUUGGUGAGAGUUCCGGCGCUGCAUCCGUAGUCUAUCACAUGUUAUCUCCUAUGUCUACAGGGCUUUUCAAUAGAGCUAUUAUGGAGAGUGGCACUGCAAUUUCAUAUUCUUCUGUACAAUUUGAACCGAAAGAAAUCGCAAUCGAAUUGGCGGCACAAAUGGGACACAAUACAAGAGACGUGAAUGAGAUACUAAAUAUAUUUAAAGAAAAAUCAACCAAAGAGUUAUUGCGUGCUAAAGUACCCAGGAAAACUGGUAACAUUGUACAAUCAGAAAGCGUUUUUGUUCCUUGUAUGGAAGAAACUAUAGAAGCAACAGAACCGUUUAUAACUGCAAGCCCUUAUGAGAUCAUCAAUAGCGGUAAAUUCUAUAAAGUCCCUGUUAUAAUGGGCUUCAAUAAUGAGGAAGGUUACUAUCUUGUGGGGAAAGAAACUUCCCGUCAAAGAGACGAGUUCAACUAUUUAAACGCGUUACCGAGAGAUUUAAUAUUCCCGGCCACAUCUGAAAAAGAGGCAACUGCAUCGAGAUUAAAAGAACUAUAUCAAGACGGUUCGCGGAUGACUAUACAAUCUUUAGUGAAAUAUGAAGGUGACGCUGGUAUUAAAUAUCCUGUUAUAGUUACAGCGGAUAUUUUGCUUAAAAAUAUGGAAGAACCAGUAUAUGUUUAUAAAUUUGAAUAUAGUGGUUUAUUGAAUCUAGUAAAAUUUAUUUCUGGUUUCGCUGCUUAUCCUGGAGCCUCUCAUGCCGAUGAAAUGCUUUACUUAUUCAAACCAAAGGCCACAACGGUUCUAUCACUUUUGGAAAUGAAUAUGAUUGGAAAAAUGACACUAAUGUGGACAAAUUUCGCUAAAUACGGAAACCCGACACCACAAGUCACCGCAUUGGUUCCCAUGAAGUGGCAGCCAGCCAGUCUUCCUGACCCGCAACUUCUGGUCAUCGACAGGCAAUUAUCUACAGAAAAACUAUGGAACGAUAAGGACAUUUUAUUCUGGUAUCAAACUUACACAAAUUAUAGAAGAACAGCAUAACCUAUGACUACUUAAUUUUGUGUGCUUAAAAUAAAAUUCGUAGAAAUCAAGACUAAAAUCCAAAAAUUAUAUUUAAACAUAAAUAAAAUUUAAGUUUAUCUGUCAUUUCUA